UGCAAAGACAAUUAAUUAUUUCGUAUUUUUAAGAUUGGUAUACUUGCAUUUAAUUAUGUUCGUAUUAAUUUUUUAUAAAUUUUGAUGCGUAACAGUCAACCGGAAGAAAGACUGUACUGAUUCAAUAUGGUGGAACAUUUUUGAUACGCGCACUGUUUUCUAUUUUGUUUUAAAAAAAGUGCAAUACAUUGAUAGAGCUAUCGAUAAGAAAGUAAAAAUUUAAUGAUUGUAUAUAAAUAAGCUACAUUAUGACUUUACAUAAAUUAAAGCAAUUGACACGCGCUUCAUAACAGUUUACAUUUUUACUUGAAAUGGAUUAUCAGUGCAUCGAUGAUUACACAUUUUGUGAUAGUCACACUAAAAUUGCUGUGCACUAUUAUAAUAUUGUGACAAGUUCACAGAUACAUCAAUGAUAUUUAUGACAACAUUAUAAUUAUUAUGUACUUUGAAGUGGAAUCUCUUCAGAAAUAUCCAGCCUCAAGCAUGAAUAAAUCAGUGGAAGAUUUGUUAAUAUCUAGUCGCGAAGUAAUGAGUAACAUAAAUUCAGCUGGAUUGGAGACUCAAAAUUCAGCAACAAAUAUGGGAAAUGGUGUAUCAGAUAACAUUCAAGAAGCGCUUACUGGAACGUGCGGAGAACGAUGUAGCCCAGUUUCAAGUACAAAUCUGUCUCCACGCCCUAGUCCCAAAGCACGUAGUAAACGAGAUCAUUCUAAAACAAAUUCCGAUUCAAUUACUAAAGAAUCCAACAACGUAACCAAAUCCGAUGAGCAUCAAUUAAACGAUGCAGCGAAUAAAUCAUCAGAUUCUUCGCAAGUGGUAAAAAUUUCACACGAUAGCAAAAAGGAAACGCGUGGUAGCGAGCGAAGUAAAAAAAAGUCAUCUUGGUAUAAUGUUUUGUAUCCAACCUAUAAAUCAAGAUCCGAAGAUUUUAAGCGAAUAUUCAAAGAUGUGCCAGAUGAUGAAAGAUUAGUUGUUGAUUAUUCGUGCGCACUACAACGUGAGAUAUUAGUUCAUGGAAGGCUUUAUGUUUCUCAAAAUUAUGUAUGCUUUUAUGCAAAUAUCUUCAGUUGGGAAACUUUAGUAUCGCUGCGUUGGAAGGAUGUUACAUCUAUUACCAAAGAGAAAACUGCCCUUGUUAUUCCUAAUGCAAUUUUAGUAAGCACUGCCACCGAUAAGUUUUUUCUGACAUCGUUUGGAGCAAGGGACAAAACAUACGUAAUGCUAUUUCGCGUUUGGCAAACUGCUCUUAUUGGUGAGCCAAUGAAUGCAACUGAAAUGUGGCAACUUGUUCAUUCCUGUUAUGGAGAUGAAUUGGGUUUAACAUCGGACGAUGAAGAUUAUGUUCCACCGUUACCACCGCCCGAUGAGGAAAAAUUACCAACAAGAUUGUCCGUAGAAUCGUGCUCAGAGGUAGAAAAUAGCAAUGUGGAAAACUCAGCAACCGAGAUUGGGGAUGGAAUUAUCGAAUCGAAAACAGAAAUUCAACAUCGAUCUCGACCAGUUCCUAUCCCCGAUGCGACUGAUCAAAGCGACACGACAGAAAGCGAAGCGGAAAAACAUGGGUUGAAACCCAGUAUUAGAGGCAGUGUAAUGUGUACAGCAUCACACGAAGGUCGACAAAUUAGCAAGGCUUCGUUUCCCAUUCACAUUGAUCACUUAUUCACCUUGUUGUUUACGAAUUCAAAGUUCUUCUUAGAUUUUCAAAAUGCCCGCAAAACUACUAAUUUAGUACAGUCGGCAUGGAUGUACAAUGAGCAGACAAGUCAGAAAGUUAGGAAUUUAUCGUUUACAGUAUCGCUAUCUCAAGCUAUUGGACCAAGAACCUCUAACAUUACAGAAACACAGGUAAUGCUACCGUGUAGCAGACCAGGUCAUUUAUAUAGUAUCGAUGUAGAGAAUAUAAAUGCUGGAAUACCGUAUGCGGACACAUUUUAUGUGUUACUUCAUUAUUGUCUAACCAGUAUUUCCGAAAACGAAACAAGUAUCACAAUUAAUGCUCAAGUAAAUUACAGAAAGAAUGUAUGGGCCUUUGUAAAAGGCAUUAUUGAGAAAAAUUGUUGGGCUGGAAUGGAAGAAUAUUUUACGAGUUUAAUAAAAGCAUUAACUGUAGAAUGUGAAGAGAAUACCAGUAGUGGAGGACUAAAAAGAAAAACAAGAAGAAGACGACGUGUUACAGCGUCUGGUAUCGCUCUGCAAACUCAUUCUUCAGAUCAUACGUCUCCCAAUUUACAAAAUUCCUUGAAUUUACCACGCAUUAAUGAUAAUAAUGUAUCUGGUGUUCGAGGGGAUGGUAAUAUGAUAGUUAGUUCAAUGCUGUUGAUUGCUGUAUUAUGUCUGAUGGUAAUUAAUGGCCUAUUAUACUAUAAAUUGUGGGGUUUGGAAGAAGCUGCAGCUCAUACAAUCAUGGACUUACAUGUGUUGAAAAAUACCCCAAAGACUGAUGAAGAUUGGAUUCAUUUAUUACAACAACAAGAAAGUUUGCAUAACGUAGAAACGAGGAAAUGGCAAAGAGUGCUGCAUACAGCGGUACAAUUACUUAGACAAACAGAGGAGUCGUUAACAGAGUUACAAAUGAGUAUUCACCCUGCAACGGAAAAAAUGUUUUCGGUCUUAAAGCCAAGUAUAAAAAAUUUUAAUUCGCAUACGGAACAGCGAAGUCAUUCAGAAAUAUAAAAAAAAGCGUAAAAUAUUUCGAUAAAAUAAGCAUUGUAAUACGAUAUGCGAUUAAAAAGCAUAAUUAUAGUAAAUUUUAAGUUUACUUGAAAAUAGAAGUAUCGUUAAUAAUCGUUGUACUUGCUCAUAAUUUAUAAAUUAGGCACAGAAAUGCGCUGUGAUGCUGAUUCUUUAAACUCCAAGUGCGCAACAAUACGCAUGUGACAUAUUUAUGUCUUAUAGAAAAUGUAAUUUAAACAUACUUAUUUCUAUUAUUUUGAAUAUUCACAAUAUAUUAUUACGUAUACCCAGCAACAAAACUAUAAGACGCUUAAUUUUAUUUCGUUAAAACGUAGGUCAGUUUAUCGCAAGAUAAAAGGUGCGACAUAACUAUAAAAAUUCAUCGACUAACAACUUUUCAUUAUUUGUGAUAUAUAACUUUUACAACAUUUAUUAAUAAUGCGUAACGCUACUUUCAUUUCUAACGAUUUUAGUCAUCGUGCUUAUAGGUAAAUAGAUAUACGUAAGAAAUACUUAGAAUAGAUAAGAAAUUCUUUCCUGGAAUAGUUUUCCAUAGUCUUAACUAUGUCUUGUAGCUUUGUUGCGGUGUGUAUGUUUCCCUUCUUAUGAAGUAUUAAAUUUAUGAAAUCUUUCAUAAUGAUCUUAUAUUUGUAAUGUAUACAUGCAUAAGUACAUGCAUAGGUGAUAUAUAUGUGUAUAGGUGAUGUAUAUUAGUACAUUGUA
This is a messenger RNA of Colletes gigas, 3396 nucleotides long. Its product is annotated as protein Aster-B-like. Gene Ontology annotation, biological process: intracellular sterol transport. Gene Ontology annotation, cellular component: endoplasmic reticulum membrane; endoplasmic reticulum-plasma membrane contact site; plasma membrane. NCBI's taxonomy places the organism in Eukaryota, Metazoa, Arthropoda, Insecta, Hymenoptera, Colletidae. The transcript is spliced from 14 exons. Gene Ontology annotation, molecular function: sterol binding; sterol transfer activity. The coding region runs from base 439 to 2673 and encodes 744 amino acids. The record is from RefSeq and is a predicted model, not a curated record.